UAUGUGGAUACCCAUUCAAUCGGAAGCGGUGAUGCUAGUUUUCUCGAUGCUGGCUGCAGUGAUUUAUUUGAUUUGACAUUAGUGCGCUGUUUUGCAGUAUUUGAUCGGCUUCAGUACGUUUAACGUCAUAGAUACUUUUUACUCCAAAAAGCUGAACUUACAGUCGAGUUGUUGCGUAAAUUAUCGGAUGAAUUGAUCUCGCAUCAUAAACAGACGCGUCUUUUUUCAAAAGUGAUCGCACUGAUCAUCAGUUACGGUUUGUUAGAGAUCCAGUGAACUGGUGCGCGCAAAUAUAAAUAAAAAUAUUCAAUUAACGGACAUUUUAUUAUUACUUUGCCCCAUAAAAAACUGAUGAUUAGAAGAAUAUUAAAUUUUUUCGAAUAUUUAUUUAAAGAAAAUUAAAAAUCUGAAACACCUUUGAAAACAAUAGAAUUUGCACACUCGAUGAGAAUUCAAAUUAGGUGUGAAGUGAGCACGCGAUCUUUUCUACCUAUACCUACUUUUCUUACCUAACAAUAUUAUAUGAGUAUUAUAUGCAUAUAGCCUAUGAGUUGGUAGAUGUUGAAAGUGUUAAUUAAAUUUUAGUUAGUAAAUUGGGUGAAUUCAAGUGUAAAAAUAAAUAAAUAAAUAAAUUAAUAUAUUGUAGACACGAUUUUAUUUUGUUUCAAGAAAAACAUAAUCACGAUCGAAAUAUUGUGAUAUUGUGAACAUCGAUUUGGAUACCAAUUGUCAUUUGCAGACGAAGAGUUUUUUUGCUUACAGAAAUUUGUUUUUCAAAACCAACAAAAUGGAUCCAGAAAAUCAGUGCCCUCAAUAUGGUGAGGUCAACCAGCUGGGUGGAGUGUUUGUGAAUGGACGUCCCUUGCCGAACAAUAUACGAUUGCAAAUAGUAGAAUUGGCCAGACGGGGAACUAGACCCUGUGAUAUUUCUCGUCAUCUACGAGUCAGUCAUGGUUGUGUGUCGAAGAUUCUUGCACGAUAUCAUGAAACUGGAUCGAUUUUACCUGGAGCUAUUGGAGGCUCGAAGCCGAGGGUGACAACCCCAAAAGUUGUCAACUAUAUUCGAGAUUUGAAGCAACGUGAUCCGGGUAUUUUUGCAUGGGAAAUACGUGAUCGUCUACUGAGCGAAGGUGUUUGUGAUAAGACCAAUGUGCCAAGUGUGAGUUCGAUUUCGAGAAUUCUUCGAAACAAAUUAGGUUCGAUGCCACAUCAUUCGCCGACAACGCCAUCAGCGGCACACCAUCAUCAUCACACGCACCUGUACAAUUCGCUCUAUCAAAGCUACCCGCCUUAUGCCAUGAGAUCGGUGCCCUGUAAUUCUCCAUCCCCACCUCAAGGUCAACUUAGGCCCUCACACUGUUGGCCAUCAUCACAUUCUGUCCAGGAUAUUCUUGCCCAUCAAGCUCAAGCGGCCAAUAAUGCCUUGAGAAACAGUUGCAAUGGGAAUGUAGGUGCUCUUCCAGCCAUGCCAACGGCCGGAUCACCCGUAGCAACGCAUCUUGGCGUAGACGAAACCAACUACUACAUGUACAUCCAAAAUGCAAGUAUGAUGCAUCAUGGCGGAAUGAUGACGACUGCGACGGGAUUGUGAAGAAGUUAAAUCAUGUUUAAAUUUAGAUUAAAUAUUAUUAUUUUUUUGUUUUCCAUAAUUAUUAAUAAAUUCGGUAUAUAAAAUAGGAUAAGAGUAAUAUAUUUUUUUUUAGACUUUAAGUUGAUAAAGGAAUUAUUUUGAGUAUUGGUUCCGUUUAAGUUAUUUCCUUAAUGUGCAAGUUUUUUUUUAAACAAAAAAAAAGUAUUAUGUUGAGAAUUUUGUUUUUAAUAGGGAAAAUGUACAUUAUAAUUAAGAAUAAAUAAAUAAAUAAUAAUAAAUAAAUAGACAUUACACUAAGAUUAAGGUAAACCUUCUUUUUGUUUAUUGGUUAAAAAAAAAAUACCAACAGUGAAGCAUUGAAAAUACGUAAUAUUAUAAAUUAUUAAAUAUGCCCACAUCUAAUGUGAAUUUAUUAUUUUAAGGACCUAUUUGCAAAAACUUUACCUAUCAGAUAUGAGAAAUAAAAUGUUUACAUGAAAUUUAUA
Messenger RNA from Episyrphus balteatus (marmalade hoverfly), 2076 nucleotides. RefSeq names its product paired box pox-meso protein (gene Poxm). The coding region runs from base 788 to 1591 and encodes 267 amino acids. Gene Ontology annotation, biological process: anatomical structure development; regulation of transcription by RNA polymerase II. Gene Ontology annotation, molecular function: DNA-binding transcription factor activity, RNA polymerase II-specific; RNA polymerase II cis-regulatory region sequence-specific DNA binding. The transcript has 2 exons. The record is from RefSeq and is a predicted model, not a curated record. Lineage: Eukaryota; Metazoa; Arthropoda; Insecta; Diptera; Syrphidae.